Paramecium tetraurelia is the source of this 3576-nucleotide messenger RNA. RefSeq lists its product as uncharacterized. The transcript is spliced from 7 exons. The record is from RefSeq and is a predicted model, not a curated record. NCBI's taxonomy places the organism in Eukaryota, Ciliophora, Oligohymenophorea, Peniculida, Parameciidae.
AUGGAAAAAUUAAAAAAGUUCUUUAGAGGAUAUAUGCAAACAAUGUUGUACGGAAUCGAAAUUAGACCAAAAUAUAAAGUAUAAAUUAUGAUAUUAGAUUAGAUGGAUUAUUCAUUCUAUAUAAUUUUGCAUACAAUAAAUUAAUUUUAGUUGCUGGCAAUCAUAUUUCAAACAAGUUAUGACAAAAGAUAUUCAGAUUUUAAAUUAGACUUUAUUCAAAGUUUCUUAGAAUUUUUUCUAGUUAAUAGCCUUUUAAAAUAGAGCUUGUCCUCCUCUUUAGCAAUCAUAAUAAUUACAAUUUCAUUUUUAUCUCAACUGAUUCUAUUUUUAUUUUUAUGCUUUUCAACUCUAAUUCGAUUAUACACUGCUAAUUUGAUAAAGAAUAGUGAUAAAGGCACUUUAAAUAGCAAUAUCUAAAACUGGGUGAUAUAAUUUAAUGAACUAUUGCAUUGGAUAUUCGUAACUUAUCCAGUUAUCUACUUAUAAAUUGCAGUACUGUCAUUUAGUACAUUAUCAUGUAACUCAUUAAGUUUGAUUCCUUUUAAGCAAUGCGAAAUUAUACCUUUACUACAAGUGCUCUCCAUUAUUUAACUUUUAAUUUCUUUUUUUAAUGGUCAAAUAUUAAUAUACACAAUGAGAAAUCACAGAUUCAACGAAAUCAACUCUCUAAAAAGAAGAUACUCUAGUUUAUUAUUAUUCAAUAAUACAAUAGUACUGGCUAUUAUAUUUUUUCAUUAUAAUUACGAAUUUUUUACUCUUUCUGAUGCUAUUAAAUAUGCACUAGCAAAUUUAUUUACUAUAAAUUAAAUAAUUGACUAAUUAAACAAUUAUCCUUACAGAGAUCCAAUUCGACUACCUGCAAUAACGAUGACUUUUAUAUAAUUUUGGAUAGUCGUGGUUCUAACUAUUUAUAGAUUUUCAGAUAAAAUAGAUGAAAAUUAAUUGUUCUUUCUUAUGGCCAUCCCAUUACCAUUGAUAUAUGUGAUUGGACAAGGAUUGGCAUUGCAAUUUCAUUACUACGCAAUCAUAAAUUCUAAUACCAACACAUAGAUCAAAGAGAAACAUUUAAUCAUCACUGCUGAUUAUUUCUAUAAGCUAUAUCUCGAUUACAAUAAAAGUUAAGAAUGUUAGAUUAAGUUUCAAUAAUACAUAAGGACCCAUAAAUAUUUUUGCAAAAAUAAAAAGUGCUAUUCUUAGGAUUUUAAAUUUAGAUAGGUAGACCUUGAUUAAAAGAAAGACCUUCAUUAAUUAUCUUUAAGUAUCAUUAAAUGCAUAUUUAAAACUGCUCAAUAAUGGUUAUUUUCGUUAGCUAAUUAAAAUCAAGAUUUAUAGUUUGAAUAACUACAACUACAAUAUAUCAGUUUUGUCUCUGAUAUAGUCUCAAAACCCUUGCUUGGAUACUUAGAAUUAAGAAAAUACCAAAAUAGUAAAAACAAUAACAAUUCUAUUUAUUUUAUUGAAAUAACAAACAAAUUAGCGGAUCAACUUCAAGUCUAAAUUUUGGAUAAUCAACAAAGACAAACAUCCAAAGAUGUACUCAUCUAAGAAUAAAAAAGUUAAUUGAUAGAGAUUUCAUUAUAGUAACAAUGGUGGACCCAAAAUUUGUAUGAAAGCUUAUUGAAAGAUUAUAUUUACUUACUUAAUUUAAAGGUUGAACAUUGGAGUAAUCUAAUGAUUGGAUAUCAAAGUCUGAAUCCUUUCUAAUAGAAUACUCAAUAACUAUGUGCUAAAAUAUAAUAGUUGAAAAUGCAAUUGGAAAAAUAUAUUGGAGUGCCUGAAGAAUGGUUUGAUUUAAAAGUCACUACUAGCAAGGGUCAUUAAGUUAAAAAAUUAAGUAAUGCUCAAUUAAAUAUAAACUGUAUCACACUCAAACUAUAUUCCUUAUUCUAUUCUAUAAUGAUGAACGAUUAUGAUAGAUCUUUCUACAUCGAAUAGUACGUUAAAGAUCUUACUUCAAAUGAUAGAUAAAAAGAAAUAGAUAUUAUUGAUAAUUUUUAAUUGUUAAAUGAUAGAACUACCAUCAUAUUAGUCAGUCUAGUUAAAAAUAAGGGAAAGAUAGUUAAUAAGAACCAGUUAGCAUUAGCUAAUUUCUUUUAAUAUGCAGAUAGUAAUAAUUUUAAAGAUAACGUUUCUAAUAUUCAUAAGUUAUUACCUAAGUCUAUUAUGCCAGCACAUGAAUUAUUGAUUGAUCAAUAUAUGCAAAGAGGAUAUAGUUAGUUUUUUGUUAAAAAGAUUAGCGGAUAUUAUGAGAAUGCUAAAGGAUUCAUUCAAAAGUCUUAUAUUAAAUUAGGGAAUUUAUUUGAAGAGUUGGAUGAUUAUGUCAUAACUGCAUCAAUGUUGAAAUGUAACUUAUCAAAUUAAACCAUUUUAUUUGACAUUGAGGGGAAAAUUAUAGGAAUAAGUGAAAAAUUGUAUGAUCUUAUUAAAAAAAUCAAUCCUCAAAUCUAAAUAGAUUUUUUUAAAGAGUUUUGCAGGGUAUUUUUAAUUUUUCCAUCAAUAUUAUCAUCUUUAAAGUAGUUGGAAUAAUCGAAUAAAGAAAAAUUAGAUGAAUUCAUAUUGGACAAUGAGGAUACUUUAUUAUACAUUCCUUUUAAUUUGAUUGAACUUAAUUCCCUGUUUAUCAAGGAAUAAUAUGAUAAGUUUGGAUAAAAAGUUGAUUUUGGAUUGGAAAGUGAGAAUUUGAGUUCAUGGAGAUCUUGGAAAAGCUUGACAAAGAGUCUAUAUUCUUAGGAUAAUAAUCAGGACAAGAACCAUCUAUAUAAAAUUACUGAUUUAGAGAAUAUUGAUUUUUCUCUUUAAUUUAUGUAAAUUCAUAAAGAAUUGUUCCAGCAAUUUACAAUUCUAAAAACAAAAGUUAGGCUACUAUAACAACAACUAAAAGUAAAGUCAUUUUAAUAUAACUUUUUUGUCUUAGAAUUAGAUCACAUAACAGAAAUAAAUUCCGAAAAUAAACAUUUUAAUAAAUACCCAAGUAUUAACAAAAUUAUAGAAUUCUAACUCAAUGCAGGUUAAACUGUAGUAUUUAAUAAGACUUAUCCUGAUAGUCAUAUCGAUAGUUUAGAUAGAUCAAUAAAUAACUUUAAUAUAAAUUAACAACUUUAUGACUAAAAAUAUAUCAAAGAAUUAAGAAAAUAAUAAAAAUCUUAAUUUUAGAAUGAGAAAUCUAAAUAAAGUAUGUACAAUGAAGUUAAAUCAAAAGAGUAUGAAGAUAGGAUAAAUGAUGAAUACAAUAAUUUAUCUCUAACUAUUUAGAGAGAUAAAGGACCAUAACUCUGGUAGAUACCUCUUUAGAAAAUAGAUUAAGAUGAUGAAUUUGAAUUUUAAAUGAUAGAUGGUCAUUUUAGGUAAUUUGAGUAAGAUUAAGAAUUACAAUAACAAUAAUUAUAAUAAUCAAGUAAUCUUCGAAACUUAAGUAAAGAUAAAGAUGAAUCUUAAAUAGAAAUUGAUUAAAAUUAAGCCAAGAAUUCCUCAGAUCAUGAUAAUGAGGUUGUGAAGGCAGAUUUGAUGGAGAUAUUAUAAAUAAAUAGACAAUUGAAAAAAAAGAAUAAGUAAUUUUCGUAGUCUAUUUUAUAGUGA